Molecule: messenger RNA, 1241 nt
Organism: Branchiostoma floridae (Florida lancelet)
Lineage: Eukaryota; Metazoa; Chordata; Leptocardii; Amphioxiformes; Branchiostomatidae
Product: neuropeptide FF receptor 1-like
Exons: 5
Coding region: 117-1241 (374 amino acids)
Biological process (GO): G protein-coupled receptor signaling pathway
Cellular component (GO): membrane
Molecular function (GO): G protein-coupled receptor activity; peptide binding
Source: RefSeq, a predicted model, not a curated record
AGCUAUAGCGCUAUCACUGGCUGAUUAGACAUCGCGCCGCACUGACGAGAUUCGUAUCGGCCGACCCAGGAGGGCUUUCAUCCUCCUGUUGCUCAUCCUCUCAAGCAGCUGCCACGAUGGCGAACCUCCCAUCCUGGAUCAACUUCUACCCAGACAACAGCACCGCCACCAACUCCACCACCUCCGACUAUGACGAACUCUUAUCGCUGAAGUAUAAGAUCGGGGUUGUCAUGAUCGUGAUCUGCGGUCUCUGCUACGUCGUCAUCUGCCUGAUGUGCAUCGUGUUCAACGGCCUGUUGUGCUGGCUCAUCUGGAAGACGCCGGAGGAACACAAGUCAACAGACUACUUCAUCCUGAACCUGGCCAUCAGCGACCUUCUGGUCGGCAUCUUCUGCAUCCCCUUCACUCUCAUCAACCAUAUCUACACGGAAAACCAGCUUGGUGAUGUGAUGUGCAAGAUGACUCCAUUCAUACAAGGAACUGCCGUCGGUUCUUCCGUCUUUACUCUGGCAGCCGUGGCCGUAGACAGAUGCCGGAUGCUGUUCAGCGCGCCAGGUAGCCACUUCACCGGGCGCCAGGUCGCCGUGACGGUCGGCACCAUCUGGGUCGCCUCCACGGCCACCAUGCUGCCCCAGGCGCUGUACCGGCACGAGACGGCCUUCUUCAUCCCGCCGCUGGGCCGCAGCAUCAGCCUCUGCGUGGAGGACUGGCCCCUCAUCCAGCUCUACACGCUCCUGCUGUUCGUGAUCUGCUACCUGGUGCCUCUCCUGGUCACGGGCGGUCUCUACAUCACCAUCUGCAUCCACCUGUGGUACAAGAGGCCGCCGGGAGAGGACGACGCCGCCAGGCAGAAGACGCAGAAGAUGAAGCAAGUCAUCAAGAUGCUGAUCACCAUCGUGGCCAUGUUUGCCCUGUCGUGGCUGCCGCUGUACGCCUGUUGGAUUCUGGAGGACUUCGGACGGCUGGCGUUCGGGGAAAGGGUGAUCAUGAUGUCGUAUGUGAACCCGAUAGCACACUUGCUGGCGUUCUCCAACAGCUGCGUGAACCCGGUGGUGUUCGUGUAUUUCCGGCCGCAGCUGCGCCGUGAGGGGUGCCAGGCGCUGUACGCGUGGUGCGUGUGCGGUACCAAACGUCAUCCGGGGCCUGCACAACCGGCAGCACAGCGACAGGUGGCUAUGCAGGCACUGCGCCAGGACGCCAUGCGGCAGCAUCGCAAACUGCAGCGCCUGCAGUACGUGUAA